Messenger RNA from Cyanidioschyzon merolae strain 10D, 315 nucleotides. RefSeq lists its product as hypothetical. The transcript has a single exon. The coding region runs from base 1 to 315 and encodes 104 amino acids. The record is from RefSeq and is a predicted model, not a curated record. NCBI's taxonomy places the organism in Eukaryota, Rhodophyta, Bangiophyceae, Cyanidiales, Cyanidiaceae.
AUGCUGAUUGCGAUCUGGUCCGUGAUGGAACAAGCACUGAACGGAAGAUCCAGGCGGGAGAGCAAGCCGAGACACUUUGACAAGCGAACGGUCUCUUUGUGCGAAAUGGUGACGCACCCUCCAUCGGAGGCGAUCGAUGCGAGGACUGAAUUCCGAGUCCAAGGGCCCCCUUCCUUACAAACUGAAGAGACGGGAGCGCCCGGAAGCGCAUCCCGUGAGCGAUGUCGUGCUGCUGCUGUCGAGUGUCGACGCGUCGAUAGCCACCAAGAGGGAGGGGUGGAUCGUACGAACGGAGUGGGUUCUAGUUUGACCUGA